Nylanderia fulva is the source of this 6199-nucleotide messenger RNA. It is a transcript of the gene shtd, whose product is annotated as anaphase promoting complex subunit 1. Gene Ontology annotation, biological process: metaphase/anaphase transition of mitotic cell cycle; protein K11-linked ubiquitination; anaphase-promoting complex-dependent catabolic process. Gene Ontology annotation, molecular function: molecular adaptor activity. Lineage: Eukaryota; Metazoa; Arthropoda; Insecta; Hymenoptera; Formicidae. The record is from RefSeq and is a predicted model, not a curated record. Gene Ontology annotation, cellular component: anaphase-promoting complex.
GUUACGACAGGUUAUGUGGCUUUUCAGGCAAGUUUCUCUAAAGAUGUGUUAUAGUUUUUGAUGAUUUGUAAAGAAUUUGUUUCUCGAGAAACUCUUUUUACAACAACAUUGUUUAAGAAAAAAAAGUUAGCGAACAUUGAUUCUUUGCAUAUUCGUAAAUAUAGUCAGCAAAUCUGGAUGAAACCAGGGAGAAGAUGAUCGCCGCCUCAGAACCGGUGGAAUAUACGCCAGGUGGCCGACAGAUAAUCUUAAGACAUCCUGGAUCAUUAAUUAGUCAGCAGUUAUCCAAUAAUCAAACACCUGCGAGAGAAAAUAUUCUACUAAAAAGAUUUAGUGAAGUAAAUAUAUCGGAAAAAUCUCCUAAAGAGACAUGGUCGGUACGUAGUAAUAAAAGAUGCGGAGAAGAAGAAUUAUAUUACUCUGGUAAAGUUGCCGUUCACUGCAAGGGCAGUCAAAAUACUCGAGUACUCAAAGCAACCUACACAUGUGAAACGGAUAUUAAGCAUGCACUAUGGUGUACAUUUCACACAAGUAUUCCAGAUCAUUUAACUAAAGGCAAGGAAUACGAGGCUGAAGGGUCCAUUCACAAAUCUUUAGAUUGUAUCUGUCUGCUUGAUUCGUAUACUCUUAAGGUUUUUACAGAAAGCGGCGAAGAUUAUGUUUCUACUUUACAAUUUCAGGUUUCCGCCGUUUGGCCCACAAAAUAUGGAAUUAUACUUGAAAAAUCUCAAGUGCCUGUUACAAAUUCAAGGUAUUUAUCAUUUGAAACCAGCAGAUUAGCAACUCAAAACGAUAAUUUACCUGUAGCUUUUUCAUUAAAGCAUCCGUUAGAUGAGAUUUGCCCUUUGCUUAUUAAACAUGGAUCUCUGUCGUACAUGAAUGAAUCAAGCCAGCAAAUUAUAUUCACCAGUUCGGAACCGUCCUUUGCAGUCGUAUACGAUACAAAAUCCAAUUUGCAUUCAGUUUACAAAAUUCGCAAAGCGUUAGCUGAAGAAUGCCAAUUAGUUUGUGGAAGUAACGACACGAGUUUACUUAAUCAUUCAAUUAUGUCAUCGUUAAAUGUUGCCAGCAAUUUAUCCAUCAAUAAAAGCUGCACCAACAAGGGACAUCUAAGUCCCUUUCUUCUUGGAAUUCCAAAUUUACAAAUGAGUAACAAUACUGGCAUGGGCCUAGGACUGACUAAUACUCCAUUCGGAUCUCGUACUACUUCUUAUAGUACUAAUUCUGGUGGACCAUCACCUUCUCAGCAGCAACAGCACUCACGUUCGCAAAGCUCGAUGGCUACAAUUUCUCGUUGCCAAUCGCCCACGCAUUCGGCAGUUUUGUCUCCUCUACUUGGAGCACCAACUAAUUUAAACAUCUAUCACAACAGAUUACAUCAGACAACCUCGAGUCAAAUCAAUCCAUUUGCUAGUUACAACAACAUUCAGUUGAAAGAUGCUGCGAUUGCGAGCAAACCUUUAUAUCCUGAGGUUUGUCUUGAACAUGUAUGGACAGAAAACCUCAGUGCAUCAAAAGAUAUUGUUUAUGGUCGUGCAUCAAAAGUUUUCUUAACUUCGGAUCUUGUUGGACAGAGUUAUUUGGGUUAUUUGGUUCCAAAUCGUUUGCAGCUGUUUCUAGUGAGAUUAGAAAAGACUAAUAAACAACAACAAAUCAUUUUUGGAAUGGUGACAGGUAUUGCAGCCAAGGAUGCUAUUAAUUUAUCAAACUUGAACAUGAUAGCAGUUGUAGAUUUGUCAAAUGGUAUAGCAUUAUACACUGGAGUUACAUAUGUGGGCAAAUUACAUAUAUCUAGCAUACUGUCGAAUCUCAUGAGCAAUAACUACUUUUUAUCAAGUAAUAAUGCUAAGCUUGCAUCCCCAUUUCCGAAACGAAGUUCUUUAAUUUAUCAAAACUGUGCGCCUUCGCAUGAAAUUAAAUUUGAAGAGAGUAUGCAUUUACUAAGUCCCGUAGGUGGUAAUUGCGCUCGUCCGCCGAUACUCUUAGAAAACUCCUUAUUAGAUACAAAUUUUCUUGCGUUGAAAGACUCUAUAGGCAAUGAGAUUACCGUGGAAUGUGGAAAGAAACAAUACUUUCGUUUAACAUUACCUGUAUCCAGCACAUCUCCUUUAGUUACUAAAUGUUUACAUACACUAAGAAGUGUACUUCAAAGGGAUUUAGCAAUGCAGUUAUUAGUUAAAUGGUACGGAGCUAGAAAUGCCCCUGGUCCACAAGAUUUCUCACCGGCGCAAGAGUGGGAUCUCUUUCUCGUGGUUCUGUUCACAUUAUUGGGAUACGAUGUGGAGAAGCUACAUUUAAUACAAAAUAACGAGAAGGAUCAGAGUAUGGAACGUAAUAGUCCUAUGGUGUUACCUAAAAAACAGAAGACCAACAAUUGCGGAUCUACGGACGAUUGGCUGUAUCUGUUGCAGUCAAGUGAACAUAAAAAUUCCCAGGCUUAUAUUUCGAACGUGCUGAGAAGUCAGAAAAUAUCCAGCUUCCCUUGCACGAUUCCGAAGAGUGCUACAGAAUCGAAUAGCAUCGGCAAAAUAAACACGCAAGCUGUUCUGUAUCCACAUCUUCCGCUCGUUUUAUUUUCUCUUCACCUCUUAUACGAGGAAUUGAAAUUAAACAGCGUUAUUUCCGGAAGUUUGCCAUUGCUCGGACAAUUGCUGUAUCAAUUAAGCAUAGAUUUGAAAUUCGAGAUGUACAUUCAUCAUUAUUUCCUUGAUUCUCCAUCGUUAUAUUAUUUAAAAACCGUAGAAUCUCAGAUUGGUGACUCGGAUCUACAGAAAAUAACAAUUCCAAAUUAUAUGUCUCGAAAACCAGCGAAUAUAUUUGAAACAAUAAACAACAUGCUGAAUGGAAUACAGAUAACUACAUUUCCAUAUUUAAGUCACGUUAAUCCAAGAACGAGAAAUAUAAUAUAUUUAACUGCACUUGUGGCGAACGAAGAUCGCGUUGAUGUAAUAGAAAUGGAAAAGUAUAUCAAAUUAAUUGUACCUGCCGGAAGUCGCAUCGACGUUCAAGAAAGUGGAAGCAAGUCUGACAAAGAGAUGUUGAAGAAAUUAGAAAGGCCUACAACAGAUAGAAUCAUAUUAUUGUAUCACGAGAUGGGUAUGACGAAAGAAGAUCUCGAGAUAUUGCCGCCUGUGAUAUCCCUGAUGAUAAAAGAUGUUAUGCAUAAAUGUCGAGAAUCUCCACCAUCAAAUUGGCCCACGCAUGCUUAUGAGCUCGUAGAUCGUCAAGAUUUAGCCGCAUUGGAUAAACAUUUGAAACCAUCAUCGAAAUUACAAUAUAUCGAUGGCGAAACAAAAGAUUAUGGGAUAAAGGAUGAACAAGAUGACGGCAUGGAGUUUGAUGAUACAAUAUUAAAAUUACGAUUUAGUAAGGAUCACAGAGUCGCUGAAGUGCGAAGAUUACUCAAUUCGUCAAAACCAGUAAGAAUUGCGAUAGUACAAAGAUCGAAUGUAAGCGAUCAUGAAUUUAUAGAGGAGCAGGAAAGGCAUCUUCAUACAUUAUGCACAAGAACAAUGGCACUACCUGUAGCUAGAGGCAUGUUUACAUUGAGAACUUCUACGCCGAUGAUAACAGAACAGUUGCCCAUUCCACAAUUGUGUUUAACAGGCAAGGCACCUCCCCGUGGAACCACCGUCGAAUUAACUCACAUAGAUGUUGUUCCAAACAUGAAUAUGUGGCCAUUAUUUCACAACGGCGUGGCCGCAGGUCUGUGUGUUCAUCCGGAUGCUGCAAACAUUGAUUCCACGUGGAUAGUAUAUAAUAGACAGCAGCUGGGUACAUGCACUCAACGCGGGGCAGAGCACUCGGGAUUUUUAAUGGCUCUCGGUUUAAAUGGACAUCUGAAAAAUCUGGCUCCUUUAAGUACAUACGAAUAUUUAGCCGAUUGUCACGAUGUUAUCAGCGUUGGACUCUUGUUGGGCUUGUCGGCGACGCAUCGCGGCACCAUGAACGUAUCUAUGACUAAGUUAUUAUCGUUGCACGUGGAAACGCUUCUGCCACCGACGAGUAUCGAAUUAAAUGUACAACAGAACGUCCAAAUAGCGGCAUUAAUGGGCGUUGGUCUUGUGUAUCAAGGAACUGCUCACAGACAUAUUUCACAUGCUUUACUAUCCGAAAUCGGUAGACCUCCAGGGCCUGAAAUGAAGAACUGUGUAAAUCGUGAAUCAUAUUCCUUAACAGCAGGACUGGCAUUAGGCUUGGUCAUACUUGGUUCUGGUGGUGGAGCAGAUGUGCCUGCAAGCAUCCCUGAUACUUUGCACUAUUACAUGGUCGGUGGACACUCAAGACCAUUCUCUGGAGCACAAAAAGAUAAAUACAAGUCCCCUAGUUAUCAAAUACGGGAGGGUGACUCGAUAAAUAUCGAUGUAACAAGCCCGGGAGCAACGAUAGCUUUAGGAUUAAUGUACUUCAAUACUGGAAAUCGUGCGGUAGCCGAGUGGAUGCAACCUCCCGAUACGCAGUAUUUAUUAGAAUUUGUAAGGCCAGAUUUUUUGAUGCUACGAGUACUCGCCAAGUCGCUAAUUUUAUGGGAGGAUAUCGAACCAACGAAAGCGUGGAUUUCUAGUCAUGUGCCUCAUAUCGUUUAUAAAUACAGAUUGCAAAAACCUACGCCAGAAGUUACACAGAAUGUGGAUUUGGAAACUAUCAAUCAGGCUUACUGCAACAUUAUAGCUGGUGCUUGCAUGGCAUUGGGAUUGAGAUAUGCAGGCACUGCUAAUAAAAAUGCUUUCAAGACUUUGUACAAUUACGCUCAGAUGUUUAUGGCAUUGUCGCAUAAAACUAUAGCCGAAUUGGCUGGCAAAUCAACUGUUGAAACAUGUCUAAAUGUUGUUCUGCUUUCUACCGCAGUGGUAAUGGCAGGCACUGGUGACUUAGAUAUUAUGAGAAUAUGCAGACACGUACGGACUCGUAUAGGACCUGCCAGUGGCGUUGUCACUUAUGGAUCUCAUUUGGCAACGCAUAUGGCCCUCGGUCUUCUUUUUCUGGGUGGUGGAAAGUACACUCUUUCGAAUAGUCCAAAUGCAGUGGCGGUUCUUAUAAUUUCACUCUUUCCAAAAUUUCCAACUCAUAGCAAUGACAACAGAUAUCAUUUACAAGCGUUGCGUCACUUGUAUGUAUUAGCAGCUGAACCACGCAUUAUUUUACCACGAGACAUAGAUACUGGUCAGUAUUGCUAUGCGACGAUACAUUUAACAUUCGAGACUGAUAGAGAAGCUGAAGGGCAAGAGAUAAGUCUGCAAGCACCCUGUUUAUUACCGCAAUUAUGUAGUUUAAAAAGAAUUGAAUUGAAAGAUACGAGAUACUGGACAAUUACGUUUGAGAAACACCACAAUUGGCAACAAUUAAAAAAUAUGCUGGAAAGACACGAUUUUUUAAGUAUCAAGCAAAGAGCUGGCUGUUUAUCGUACAUGGAAGAUCCUCACGGAUUUAGAAGCUUGGUGGCUCAAACUCUAACGACGGAAAAUGCAAUUGCGUGGGCUGCUCGGCCAGAGUACGUUACAUCGUUUACAAAUAAUAAGACUGUGCUGAAUAUAAUAAAAUAUUUUUUACAAUGGUCCAAACGAGAAACCACUCCUUCCGAAAACAUCAAGUAUUCGUUACAAAAUGCUGCUCAAUGGAAAAUGCCAGAAUUCGAACGACAGUUUCUUCAUAUAUUUGCGAUAAUUAUAUACGAAUGCAUUACGAAAGACAAAGUAAAUCUUAUACCAUUAUGGUUACGUAUAAUUCAGAGUGUGAAAAUUAUCGAGGAACAACCAAAUAGCUUUUCAAUAUGGCAAAUAAAGCUUCUGUCGACAGAAUUGUCGAGAAGAAUUAACUCUGCAGACGAUGCAAAUCUAUUAUUCAGCUUGGAAAGCAUGCUAGCAAUUAAACAGAAAACGACAGUUAUUCUUAACAAAUGGGAGCAUGACAUGAAAUCUUUAUUUAAACAAUAUCUUACGAAAAAUGGAAUGGUACAAGCUGACACUAAAUCUGUAGCUAAAAUGUGCACUUAUUUUAUAUUCUAUGGUAUACCAUAUCCAAUCGAUGAUAAAGCAAUCUCAAAUUGGAUGUUAACGACGCAACGCUCCUCUGAUAUAUCAAAUAUUACAUUGUACAAAUUGUAUAAAAUUUUACAAUCAAGUAAGUAAGUGAAAUCUGUACACUGUAAGUAUCAUUAAACCAUCUGUAAUAAACAAAUCUUAUUACUCUUCUUUUUGUA